AUGGCUAAACCACAAGUAUUAUUCAUCGGAGAACUCAACCGUACGCUCCCUGAAUUUAUCGACUUCCAAUCCAAGUAUGACUGUAUCUUCUACACCUUAACCACCAGGGAAGAAUUCAUCUCCAAACUUGAAACCGAUUUCAAAAAUAUCGUUGCCAUUUACGCCGCCUGGUUGGGAUUCUUGCCUAUCGGUGGAUUCCGAAGUGUCAUUGACCAUUCCCCAGCCAAUCUAAAAAUCAUAGCCUUGUGUUCAGUAGGGUAUGACCAUGAAGAUGCUGAUGUUUUAGCUAAACACGGCAUCACCAUGACCAAUGUGCCUUCCGACGGUGCUGCUGAACCAGUGGCUGAAUUGGUUUUGGUUAAUGCCAUAACUAGUUUCAGACAAUUCCACUUGUAUUCUCAAUUCCGUAAUGUUAAGAACACCUUGAAAAUUAGAUACCAACAUUCCGCAGGUGAAUUUGAUAAAACUACAGGUAAGCCUACCAGUUUAAGUGAUUCCAAUGGAUACUAUUUUGGACACUAUAUCAAUAAUCGUGGAUGUUUGUCGCCUCGUGGACAUAAUGUUGCCAUCGUUGGGUUUGGGAAUAUUGGACAAUGUAUAGGGAAAAAGUUGAGUGACGCUGGUAUGAAUGUUACUUACAUCAAGCGAAACAAACUUUCUUCUGAGCAAGAAAAUAAAUUAGGGUAUAAAGUUACCUAUAAGGCCAAGAUUGAAGAUGCUACUGAUGCAGAUUUAGUAGUUAUUGCUUGUCCGGCUACACCAGAAACUUUCCAUUUAAUUAACAAAGAUGUUAUUGAUUCUAUGCAGAAACCAUUUAGAAUUGUGAAUAUUGGUAGAGGUACUCUGAUAGAUGAACAAGCUUUAGUUGAUGGGUUGAAAUCAGGCAAGGUAUUAUUUGCAGGAUUGGAUGUAUUUGAAGAAGAGCCAAAGGUUCAUGAAGAAUUGUUGAAUCGUGAGGAUGUAGUUUUAACCCCACAUAUUGGUGCAGCAACAGUUGAAAAUUUCGAUUAUACUGCCACAAGAUCCUUACAAAAUAUUGAUGAUGUAAUUAACGGAGGGAACGGGUUAAGUAGAGUUAACUAG
Spathaspora passalidarum NRRL Y-27907 is the source of this 1083-nucleotide messenger RNA. Its product is annotated as glyoxylate reductase. NCBI's taxonomy places the organism in Eukaryota, Fungi, Ascomycota, Pichiomycetes, Serinales, Debaryomycetaceae. The coding region runs from base 1 to 1083 and encodes 360 amino acids. Gene Ontology annotation, cellular component: cytosol. Gene Ontology annotation, molecular function: NAD binding; glyoxylate reductase (NADPH) activity; hydroxypyruvate reductase [NAD(P)H] activity. The record is from RefSeq and is a predicted model, not a curated record. The transcript has a single exon.